AUGGCUAGUAUGAUUCUUUUAUUGAGAACUUACUUGUAUGCACUUACCGUCUCCGCACUAUCAACUGUGGCUGCUGCCCUUAUAUCCCCUACGACAGCCAAGAUAACAAGCAUGCAUACCUUUUUCAUCAAAGGCUCCAAUGGAGAAACUAGUGUUAUACAAAAAGAUGGAGCUGAAGAGCCAGUAUGCUGUAGGAAGAAGACAUUUCGGAUACAGUCGUCAGAUGACAUUGAUAAAGAUAAAGAAUCGAAACAGAGCUUGUGGAGACGAAUUGCAGGAUCGAUCCUCCCUGGUAUCCACCAAGCAAAAGCUCGAUUCGAAGAGUAUGAAGCUGGGAUAUACAGACGGAUCGAGGAGUUCACGUCUGAUGCAGGCCAAGUUGAAGGUGCUUGUGAGGUUUUGCUUGGAGUGGGCGAGAAGAAGACUGAAAAACUUAAGACAAAUUGUUAA
This is a messenger RNA of Fusarium graminearum PH-1, 450 nucleotides long. RefSeq lists its product as uncharacterized. The transcript has a single exon. The coding region runs from base 1 to 450 and encodes 149 amino acids. The record is from RefSeq and is a predicted model, not a curated record. NCBI's taxonomy places the organism in Eukaryota, Fungi, Ascomycota, Sordariomycetes, Hypocreales, Nectriaceae.